AUGGGCCAUCAAUUCACGCGAGCCCACCUGCUUCUCUUACUGACAAUCGCAGCCGCGGUUGCUUCACGCGCUCACAAGCUCAAAUCCGCCACGUUCCUAUCACCGGAGCUUGUCCUCGCCCCCGACUCGGUCACCAACACGCUCCACUACAACGUCGGCUUCCCGACCGGCCACAUCGGACUCAAGAGCUUCCACGUCGAGCCCGUCGACUCCUCCGGCCGCCCGAUCCCGCUCUACGACACGUAUCUCCACCACUGGGCUCUCAACCGAUACGUAAUCCCCAAGGGUGGGAGUAAAUCAUCAUCCUCCUCCUCCGACGGCGACUCCGCCAAUUUCGUGCGCAACGACGGGAUAUGUCAGGGCAACAUUCUGGGUCAGCACUACGGCUCCGGGUCGGAGACCAGGAGGAUGGCGACGUUUCUCCCCGAUCCAUACGCGAUCGAAAUUGGGAAUCCGGAGGAGGGUUUUGAGGAGAGGUGGAUGCUCGAAAUCCACGUGAUUGACACGAGAGGGGUUGUGGAUGGACAAGGAUGCAGGGAGUGUUUUUUAAAUUGUACAAUGUGA
Molecule: messenger RNA, 564 nt
Organism: Linum tenue
Lineage: Eukaryota; Viridiplantae; Streptophyta; Magnoliopsida; Malpighiales; Linaceae
Source: the annotation of a GenBank genome assembly